CAAUCAGCUGUCAUUGUCCAACACUGAAAAACCCAAAGAGACAGGAAAUAUCGUAAACAAAAAAAGUCGUCGUAUUUCAUUACUUAUUAAGAAUUAAUAGGACAUUGCAUAUUUUUUACAUUAAAAGUAUUAAGAAGUAAGAAAAAAAAACAUGGAACAGCAACUAGAGAGAGCUUUAAAUGAAAUCAAUUCACAGCCAGAUACUGUGGGAUGUCUGAUAACCAAUCGUCAGGGCCUUUGUCUAGGAGCUGCUGGUAAAAUUAAUCCCAAAAUGUCUGGUGUUGGUAUGGCCUUAUCAGAGCAAGUGUGUAAAUUGGAACCCAACCUAAACCCACCCACUAUUGUACUGUAUAGUGGGAAUAAACGUUGUAUUAUCCAAAAGGAUGGCGAAAUAACUGGCAUUAUUUAUAAAGACAGUUCUAAUUAGUUCUAAUGAAUUAGAAAACUCUAAACAGUCCCGUAGAUAUACAUGAAGGGGUAUGAAUUCGCUGAAUUGCAACAAAUAUCUUUUAUGCAUAUUUUUGCCAUUUUGAGAUAACAAACGGAAAAACAAAACAGUGUAUCAGGUCAAACAACCACAACGUGCUAAAUGUGCCGCGUUAGUAGUACUUUGGACGAAUGUCUCAAUCAUUCAUGCUUCCAUUUGUGAUUAAAUGUUAAUUAUAUGAAAUAUAUAUAAAUUUAGUUUACAUACGUACUACUUCUACUUCUAAAAUAUGUAGAUUUAAGAUUAAUUUUUUUCAUUAUAUGCAUAAGCAAAACUCAAAUUUAAAAUUUUUUUGCAUCUAUACAAAAUUUGUAUAAAACUAUUUCCGAAUCAAAUAAAAACCUAAGUAGGAAAACAAGCAAAUGUGAUUUUUAAUAAAAAAAGGUUUAAAAAUGAUUUAAA
This is a messenger RNA of Stomoxys calcitrans (stable fly), 889 nucleotides long. RefSeq lists its product as uncharacterized. Lineage: Eukaryota; Metazoa; Arthropoda; Insecta; Diptera; Muscidae. Gene Ontology annotation, molecular function: guanyl-nucleotide exchange factor activity. Gene Ontology annotation, cellular component: lysosome; Ragulator complex; cytoplasm. Bases 152 to 427 code for a protein of 91 amino acids. The transcript has 5 exons. The record is from RefSeq and is a predicted model, not a curated record. Gene Ontology annotation, biological process: positive regulation of TORC1 signaling; cellular response to amino acid stimulus.